AAGCAGAAAACAACAACUCGUCCCCCGAAGAGCCCCUUCUUCCCAAAGGAGACCAAACCUACAGUGAUAAGAAAGUAAAUAGCACGAUAACCUCUAUGGAUUCAGCACUGUCCUACUCGGACAACUGCUCCGAUAUCGAAGUAGAUCACGUUAGGUUUACAAACGAUAAGAAUAGCACCUCAACAAUACACAGUAGCGACAACAGUAACAACGGCAACUGCAACAACAACGACUCACAGGCGUAAGACUAGAAUAACCCAUCUCUAACUUGUUGAGUAAUGGAAACUAGCUAAAAUAACGUCCAAUAUGGGGUAUGGAUGGCAUCUUUCUCAAAUCAACUAAACUCGUCGGUAUCUCGAAAAUAUGGCUUCCUGUCAUAUUGACACGUGUACACACAACACAAACACACUGGGUUGAGUAGAGCACCCAAAAUAACUCAAUCACUUCCGAACAACACACUCACAUUCGACUCUAGGUUUCCGAACACUAAAUGCACAGCGAAAGGAUAUUUAAGUUCACAUCUCACCUUUAAAGCCGGGACGGUUUUGGAUCGUUGGAUAAGAUGUUCAAGGAAUAGCCGCCCCCGUGAGCAGCGAACCAAAAACAUGCCAUCACCACAGUGACCAUGCAUUGUAGCUAAGCAGAGUGUACAUUUGUCCUAGCUAAGACUACCCGUGUGUAAACCCACACCCAAGAAGACCAAGGAUGAUGCAGAUGAUGCGAUACUUCCGAGAAAGUUGUGAUUCUAAUUUUAGUCCCAUUCAGUUCUAGCCGUACACCUCAGGCCGUCUAGGAUCUGAGGACGCAUGUGGUUACCUUGUAACGACUCGUAGUGAGCGCUUGAGGCACGGCACGGUCACGCCGCCGUCGUUGUGCGAUAAACUAUUAAAUUAUUCUGUUAAACAAGGCGAGGUAGCCCCAAACCGAGCGCAUUACCCACAAAGCUGUGAAGGGGAGAAAGUAUCGAAACGAAAGUGCCAAGCAACAGAGUCACUUUGGUCAUUUAGAAACGCUUCGCCAGAUUUUAAAUUUAAGCCAAACCAUGCCAAGUCCCACACAUCGAUAGGAAAUUAUACAUUUAUUUUAGUUCUAGGUGAACAAAAUGUGAAUGCUUCGGAUACGAAAAAAAUCAACUGAAUGUCUAGAUCAAUUACUAGCGGUGGGUCGUUCAAAACGAAGGCCCUCAGCCAAACCCUGUAAAUAGGUGCAACUGCUUAAACGGUAAGGAUCACUGUUGAAUAAAAGACAUUUUACCUUUAUUACUAGCCUGUAAGUCGUGCGAAGCAAGUGUGAUUCAGGUUGGUGAAAUGUGUUUGCAUGCAGAACAAACAUGAAAGUCAUAGACUUGGAUUGAAGAAAAAAAACUCACUGAAAAUGAUAAAAUAUGUUGAUCGAUUGAGUUUUUAUUUUAUACGUGUGCAAAACAUGCCAUGAAGUACACAGCAUUAUUAUCCUCAACUGACUGUUUAAGAUAAAUUGUUACGUUGGAAUAGUGGCAUACGAACCUUCAUGUGAAAUAAAGUCAUUAGGAAAAUUUUAAGAAAA
This is a messenger RNA of Aedes albopictus (Asian tiger mosquito), 1545 nucleotides long. RefSeq names its product chloride channel protein 2-like. Lineage: Eukaryota; Metazoa; Arthropoda; Insecta; Diptera; Culicidae. The record is from RefSeq and is a predicted model, not a curated record.